GGCUGGACAAGAAUAAUAGCCCAAGUAACUCUUUCCCUUUCACUUAAACUCUUGUAUAGCGGGUGCUGGGCUCUCUGCUCUUUCCCCCACUUCGUUUAUUAGUUUACGGUGCAUAAAGUAUGAUCAUUAUUGUUACACUUAGCAGGAAACUGCAGUGCCCCGAUUUCAGCCUGUGCCGUACCAGCAGAUCAUAACUGGUCCUUUUCACACUUUAAUUCCCAUUAAAUUUCAACCACCAGUAAAAGCAAGCAGCGGUACCCACUGCAUCUUUGGUAGCAUCCUGCAAUUUGUUGCUCCAGCUUUAUUUCUCUUGCCCACCCACCCCCCCAUCUAUUUUUUCUUUCCCUUGUCUCCUCCUCAAUACAUUCAACACCAGGGCGCCCGGUGUUACUGCUCCUUGCGUUAACCUGUUGGAGAGAGCCAGAUUGUCAGAAGCCGCAAUGAGCACAAGAGGCGAAGGACCCAGCCAGUCCACGACUCCCCCGGAACAACCUGCAGAGCCACCGCAGAAGAGAGGUCGGGGAAGACCCAAGAAACAGCAGCAAGAACCCACUGGACCACCUACGCCUAAACGACCUAGGGGAAGACCAAAAGGAAGCAAAAACAAGGGUCCCUCUAAAGCAGCUCAAAAGAAAGCUGAGCCCAGUGGUGAGAAACGACCUAGGGGCAGACCUAGAAAAUGGCCGCAGCAAGAGGUCCAGAAGAAGCCUGCUCAGGAAGAGGGUGAAGGAAUGUCCUCACAAGAAUCCACAGAGGAAGAUUAAGAAACCACAUGAAUUUACUUCUACCUCAUUCAGCAGUUGGGUGUUUUGAAGGGAGAAGACACUACCUUGACCACUUUUUUUUCCCAAUUAACAUUGGUCUGUCCACUUUAUCCUGGGGAGAAACACAUCCUUUGAAAGACUUUUACUAUCUACCUUUUUGUAAUCCCUUCACAGUCCCAGGUUUAGUGAAAAAAAAACUGCUGUAACACAGGGGACACAGAUUAAUAAUGCAACAUUUUAAUUACUGUUUUCUUUUUUUUAAUUCUCAACAUACUUAUAGUUUAUUGAGCUGCUAAGUAAGGGUGAGUGGGUCAAAAGUUAUUUUUUCAUUACAAUGCACAAAAUAAUGCAAACUGAAAUCUCCAUAUGCACAGGAAAAAUAUGGGCAUUUUGAUAGAACCAACUUUCUUGCUUAAAAAUGGUGGACUGUAUUGUCCCUAACACCCACCCUCCCUUAACUUAGUAAACACCCUGUAUAGAACACCAAAGAUGAGGGAUAGGCACUGCUCUUAGAGAAACUUUAUAGUAGACUUUUUUUAAUUGAUGUUUUUCACUUACUGUAAUUCAGGAAAAUCUUAGGGCUGAUUUUAUAUAUAUAUAUUUAAUUCUGCUGUUAACUCAACACCUAAAAAUUAUAUUCAGUAAUUGAAGGGAAGAAUGAACAACUGACAGUUUGUUUUACAGCUCUGUAGGGACAACAAAAAGAAAUCAUUGAGACUUAGAAAGGGAACUGCUUUUCCCCACCAGUCAGCCAGUAAGAAUCACACAAAUGUAGAUGACUUUACCUCCAUUGCACUGUCAUGCGGCUAGUUUAAGUAAAACACAUUUCUUGGUUUUUGGGAACACAUGCUGUGCAAUUGAUCCUCAAACCAUUCCUCCUCCUUCCCAGCAAUCCAAAAGAAUACUCAGUCAAACCAGCACUUUUAGUGACAGUUGCAAUAUUACCCCAUUAUCUAUAACUACCUCUGAUUAAUUCAAUUAGUUUGACAGCCUCUCGGGUACAUGCUGCUAUACACAUAAAUGCAGGUUUUUUUUCCACCCAAAUUAAUGGACAGAUAAACACUGAUCUGUUAGUUCAGUUUUAGUUCUGUAGUUGAAAUAUUAGGGGAAACCAAAAUACCUGAAAACAUUUCUGUACUGCAAUAUAAUUGCUGAGAACUUUUACGAGUUACUUAUUGCCAGUUAAUUCAACUCAUUUUCCAUUUGUACUUUAACUUGAAUAUAAUUUUUUUUACUAAAUUACUCAUUGCUUUUUAACAGAUUCUUUUUUUUCUUAUGUUACGAUUAAUGAAAUGGAAAUGUCUCUAAUACUUUUAUCUUUCAUUAUUAUCAGUAGUGUUUGAACAAUAACUGUCCAAGUUUGUACCUCACAUGAUUUCAAGGGAAAUGGACUAAUCAGUUGACCAAAACCUACCUCCAGAUAUUAAAAAGGAACAGACUUGUUAUUGUCAACAUCAGUUUAAAAAUAUCAUUUAAAAUUUUAGGACUGCAACUAAUCCCUAGUCAAAGUAUUUUUGUAAAAAAAAAUAAAAUAACCUUGGUCACUAAAGCAUUUUAAAUUACUUUCUAUUCUGAAACCUUCAAAGGAAACGUGAAGCUUUGUAGGUAAAAAAAUACAAGAUCAGUUUUUUUGUAUAAUUCAAUCAAGAAUAU
Hypanus sabinus (Atlantic stingray) is the source of this 2417-nucleotide messenger RNA. RefSeq names its product high mobility group AT-hook 2 (gene hmga2). Gene Ontology annotation, molecular function: DNA binding; transcription coregulator activity. Bases 441 to 764 code for a protein of 107 amino acids. Gene Ontology annotation, cellular component: chromatin; nucleus. Gene Ontology annotation, biological process: regulation of DNA-templated transcription. Lineage: Eukaryota; Metazoa; Chordata; Chondrichthyes; Myliobatiformes; Dasyatidae. The transcript is spliced from 5 exons. The record is from RefSeq and is a predicted model, not a curated record.